This is a messenger RNA of Penicillium maclennaniae, 819 nucleotides long. RefSeq lists its product as uncharacterized. Gene Ontology annotation, molecular function: L-iditol 2-dehydrogenase (NAD+) activity. NCBI's taxonomy places the organism in Eukaryota, Fungi, Ascomycota, Eurotiomycetes, Eurotiales, Aspergillaceae. The record is from RefSeq and is a predicted model, not a curated record. The transcript is spliced from 3 exons. Gene Ontology annotation, biological process: D-sorbitol catabolic process. Bases 1 to 819 code for a protein of 272 amino acids.
AUGGCGCCAUCACUACUUGUGGACCAACCAGGCGAGCAACUCAUUGCCGCGCCUGCCAGACCACUCGACAAGAGGAUAAUCAAGACUUCAACCCCCAAUCCAUCAUUACAAGUGACUGCCGACCACCAGUUGAAGUCAGUAAAUGCACCAGUCUAUGCGCCUGGCUUCGCCAAAGGUGCUCUGCUCGAGCCACUCUCAGUAGUCAUGCACGGCAUGAGGUCCACGGGACUCAGCCUGGGACGCGGAGUCGUAGUCUGUGGUGCCGGGCCGAUUGGUCUGAUCGCGCUGGCUGCUGCUCGUGCAUCGGGUGCGCAUCCCAUCGUGAUCACGGACUUGGAGCCUAGCCGGUUGGCCUUUGCCAAGGACUUUGUUCCUUCUUGCAUCACCUACCAGGUUGAUAGAACCAAGGAUGCUCAGGGAAAUGCCCAGGCCAUCCGGACGGUUUUUGGAGACUCUGAAUACGUGGCCCCGGACACGGUGUUGGAGUGCACCGGCGUGGAGAGUAGUAUGUGUACCGCGGCAUACACUGCGAGACGAGGCAGCACCGUGAUGGUAAUUGGAGUAGGGAAAGCGAUGAUGAACAACUUGCCCUUCAUGCACCUCUCUCUUGCUGAGAUUGACCUACGCUUCAACAACCGCUACUGUGACACGUGGCCACCAGCGAUCCAGUGCCUGAGCGGUGGGAUUCUAGACCUGACGAAGCUGGUACCGCAUGUUUUCCCGCUUGAAAAGGCUGAAGAGGCUCUGCAUCUCUGUGCCGAUACUCGGAACGGUAGCAUCAAGGUCAUGGUGGUAGACGACCAAGAGGCUUCAUUAUAG